AUGGCACUGACUCAACACUGUUCCGUCUCUGUCACCUCUGCGGCUCGAUUGAGCUUCUCAUCCUCCGCAUCACCACCCUUGACGACAAGGGUUUCUCUCAAUCUUCAACCGGAGAACAAAGGUCAGACUCAGAUGAGGAAUCAUUCCCGUGGGGGAAUGAUAUGCAAAGCUAUGGUACAAGAAGCAGCUCAAGCUAUCCCUUCACUGUUUUUGAUUACUCUCUGUUACAGUUCAAUGAUGCUGGUGGCUUUGAGGCUUCCAGGGAAGAUCACUGAUAUGCAAAAGAUCGAUGUGAAUAAGAAGAUAACGAUAAUUGAGCGUCUUAACCCAACUCCUAGACCAACCACGUUUCCUUACCUUGAAGGCAGAUGGAGUUUUGAGUGGUUUGGAUCCAACACUCCUGGUUCAGUUGCUGCUCGUGUCAUAUCCGAGAGGUUUCCUUCUUCAUUUGUGAGUCUAUCAAGUUUGGACAUUGUCAUUAAAGAUGCUAGCACAAGGGCCACCGCCAACGUUAAGCUGCUAAACAUGAUGAAAAACAAAGUCAUCCUCACGUCGAAAUUCACAGUGGAAGGGCUUUUAAGGAUGAGGGAAGAAUAUCUAGAGGGAAUGUUAGAGUCACCAACUGUUAUUGAAGAAGCAGUUCCUGAACAGCUAAGAGGUUUAUUAGGUCAAGCUACCACGACGUUGCAGCAGCUUCCUGAACCUGUUAAGGAUACUUUUGCGAAUGGUCUUAGAAUUCCACUUGGUAAGCCAAAUAAUAAGCCACAUUUUUAA
This is a messenger RNA of Eruca vesicaria subsp. sativa (arugula), 774 nucleotides long. Lineage: Eukaryota; Viridiplantae; Streptophyta; Magnoliopsida; Brassicales; Brassicaceae. The record is from the annotation of a GenBank genome assembly.